AUGAGCCUCAAGAGAGCGGCGCGAGUCAUCCUCAUCGGCGCCCCAGGAGUUGGCAAAGGCACACAGUCGGAACGACUUCUGCGCCGCUUUCCCCAGCUCUCAGCCAUCAGCUCCGGAGACCUGCUCAGGGACAAUGUCAGGAACAGGACGCCCCUCGGCAUCAAAGCCGAAUCCGCGAUGCGCGCCGGCACCCUCGUCCCCGACGACAUGAUGGUGCGUUUGAUCCUCAACGAGCUCCAAACCCGCGGCUGGCUACUCUCGCCCUCCUCACCCUCUCCAUCGCGCCUCACUCUCUCCAGCAACUCCUCCUCUCCCUCCUCCUCCUCCGACUUCAUCACCCCCACCGCCCUCUCCGCCGCCUACCCCACGCCCCAACCCUCCGACCUCCCCAGCGCAUCCUUCAUCCUCGACGGGUUUCCACGCACCGCCGCGCAAGCCGCCGCCCUCGACACCGCCAUCCCCAUCAACCUCGUCGUGUCCCUCUCCACACCCCUCGAGAUCAUCCUGUCCCGGAUCGCCGGCCGCUGGGUGCACGCCCCGAGCGGCCGCGUCUACAACACGACCUUCAACCGGCCCAAGGUCGACGGCCGGGACGACAUCACCGGCGAGCCGCUAACCAAGCGCGACGAUGACGACGAGCACGUGUGGCGCGAGCGCUUGCGGAAAUUCGAUGAGACGAGUAGGGAGCUGGUCGACCAUUAUCGAGCGAAGGGCGUCUUGUGGGAGGUGCAAGGCGCGAGUAGUGAUGAGAUCACGCCGAAGCUGUUUAGGGAGUUCGAGAGGAGGUUCGUGGAGUAG
Messenger RNA from Amorphotheca resinae ATCC 22711, 798 nucleotides. RefSeq lists its product as hypothetical. Gene Ontology annotation, molecular function: ATP binding; AMP kinase activity. The record is from RefSeq and is a predicted model, not a curated record. Gene Ontology annotation, biological process: nucleobase-containing compound metabolic process. The transcript is spliced from 2 exons. Bases 1 to 798 code for a protein of 265 amino acids. NCBI's taxonomy places the organism in Eukaryota, Fungi, Ascomycota, Leotiomycetes, Helotiales, Amorphothecaceae. Gene Ontology annotation, cellular component: mitochondrion; cytoplasm.